AUGAUUGAUUUAUUUGAUAAGGUAAAAACUUCAGCUAUUAGUAAAAACAAACAAAAUGCAAAACAGAUGAUGCAAACUUUAAUAUUCAAAAACGAUAUAAUAAUCGAUAACGUAGACAUAAAUGAAGAUACAAUAAUUAAUGUUUUUAAUGAAAAAAAUAAUGAUUUAAAAAUAUAUGUGGACACAGUUGAUAAAAUAAAACAAGAAAUACAAAAAAUUAAUUCAAAUGUUUCUGAAAUAUCAUCUUUAAAAAAUAAAAUAAACAUAUCAAUAACAGUAGAAGAAGAAAAUGAAUUAAGUUUACAUUUAAAUACUCUAAUAAAAAACACUAAUGAAAUUAUUCAGUCAAUAAAAAUAGAUAUAAGAAAUUUACGAAAAAAAUUCAUUCUAAAAACACAAGAAAAUAGAGCUAUAAAAAAAGAUAUAUAUGAUAAUCUUAUUAAUAUAUUUAAAAAAUCUUUGCAUAGUUAUCAACAUAUUCAAAAUGUUUUUCAUCAUAGUAUGAAAGACAAAAUAUCUAGACAUAUUAAAAUUAUUUAUCCAAAUUACAGUGAUGAAGAUGUUAAUUAUGUACUAAAUCAUGAUGAUGUAAAUACCCAAAUUUUAGUUAAAUGGAAACUACAAGGACACGAAGAUUUAAAGAAUGCAUUAACAGAUGUAGAAACUAAAUAUAAAGAUGUUAAAACAUUAGAAAAAAGUGUGUAUGACUUACAUCAAACUAUCAUAGAGUUAUCUGCUUUAAUUGAAAUGAAUGAUGAAGUAAUAGAUAACAUCCAUGAAAAUAUAAAGGAUGCACAAAUUUUUACAGAAAAGGCAAAUGUUGAUUUAAUUGAAGCUAGAAAUAUCCAAAGAAAAACAUCAAAGUGGAUGUGUUAUAUAACUAUUGGUAUUGUUGUUGUUAUAAUUAUUAUAUGUGUACCUAUUCUAGUAAAAUUUAUAUAA
Molecule: messenger RNA, 942 nt
Organism: Plasmodium gallinaceum
Lineage: Eukaryota; Apicomplexa; Aconoidasida; Haemosporida; Plasmodiidae
Product: syntaxin, Qa-SNARE family, putative
Exons: 1
Coding region: 1-942 (313 amino acids)
Biological process (GO): exocytosis; vesicle fusion; intracellular protein transport
Cellular component (GO): plasma membrane; SNARE complex; endomembrane system
Molecular function (GO): SNARE binding; SNAP receptor activity
Source: RefSeq, a predicted model, not a curated record